CCACCCACAAACCUGCCUACCUACCUUCAAAAAUACUCCCACCAAAAUGAAAAAAAGAGAUAAAUAAGAAAUAUCUAACAAAAUCCCUCCACAGCCCGUGCCUCCAUCGAAGACGAAUACGCCCGCAAGCUCAUGUCGCUGAGCCGCAAGUCCCUCGGCACGCACGAGAUGGGCAGCCUGCGGGGGUCGCUAGACACCGUGCGAGGGGAGGUCGAGUCGAUGGCGAAGCAGCACGCCGGGAUAGCAGCCCAGAUGAAGAGCGAGCUGGAGGAGCCGUUGGCCGCCUUCGCGGGCGGCAUGAAGGAGCGGCGCAAGAUCGUGCAGAACACGGUCGAGAAGCUGCUCAAGGUCAAGAUACAGCAGACGAAUAUGGUCAACAAGGUGCGUAAUAUCACUAUGGAUAUAUAUGUGUGAGAAAAAUCAAGUAUUCGGAUCCACAGCAACUAACAACCUAUUCCUUCCCCCAGACCCGCGACCGCUAUGAGCAGGAUUGCUUAAAAAUCAAGGGCUACCUCGCCCAAGGGCACAUGGUGAUGGGGCAAGAAGAGCGAAAAAACAAGGCCCGGCUAGAAAAGACACAGAUCAGCCUAGCGACGACAAACACCGAGUACGAGAAUGCGGUCAAGGCUCUCGAGGAGACGACCGCGAGGUGGAAUCGGGAGUGGAAGGCCGCGGCCGACAAGUUCCAGGACCUCGAGGAGGAGAGACUGGACUUCACAAAGAGCAGCCUGUGGACCUUCGCUAACAUCGCAUCGACUGUCUGCGUUAGCGACGAUUCAUCGUGCGAGAAGAUCCGCCUAUCUCUCGAGAAGAUGGAUGUGGAGAACGAUAUCGUGCACUUCAUCACGGAGAAGGGUACGGGCCAGGAGAUCCCGGAUCCCCCCAAGUACAUCAACUUCUGCCGCGGCGACGUGGAGGAUCACCCUUCGGAAGUCUCAGAUGACGACAAUUACUCUGUGGCACAGUUCCCACGAAGCAUCAACCCCGUCUUCCGCACCUCUUCACCGCAGCCAUCUACUUUCGAAUCACACCACGAUCCCAACUCCGCCCUCGCCAGAGACCUAGCCCAUUAUGAGCCUCCCGCGCCUUCUAGCAGGGAGUUAGCCAUAAUGCAGCCACAGAAGGGACAGAGUUCGGCUAUAAUGCAGCAGAGCCGCCGACAGGAGACCGCCAUGCAGCAGCAGCAAUACCCACAAAGUAUUAAUCCUGGAUUCCGUAAUCCAUCUCCCCAGCCAUCUACUUACGAGUCUCAUCACGAUCCUAACUCUAACCUUGCCCGGCAACUCCAACACCGUGGUCUUAAUUCCUCUGUUCCUCGAGAUAUACAAGUCCCCCGAGAGGUACAGGUUCCUCGAGAAAUGCAGGCCCCUCGAGAAAUGCAACGCCACGACCCUGUUAUUCCUCCACUCUCUCGCGAGUUACAACGUCAUGAUCCUAACCCACAUCCCCGAGAAUUACAGCGCCGCGAACCUGACCUUCCGGCUUCCCGUGAUUCCCGAGAUGCGCCACGCUAUGAUCAAGAGCCAUCGAUAGCUCGAGAUAUCCAACGUCAUGACCAUAAUCCAUCUCAUUCCCGAGAUAUACAGCGUCAUAAUCCUAAUCCUUCAAUUUCUCGAGAGAUGCCGCGUCAUGAUCCCAGUCCUUCAUCACGACAUGAGCCUGACCUCUCUCUUAGCAGAGAUCUACAGCGUACUGAUCUCAGUUCUUCCAUCCCACGAGAUCUGCAGCGUAAUGAUCUCAGUUCCUCGAUCCCUCGAGAUAUCCAACGACAUGAACCUAAUCCUUCACCUACCCGAGAACCGCAACGACAUGAGCCUGAGUUGGCUUUGACCAGAAACCCACAACGUUACGAGUAUAUCCCUCCUCCAACCCGAGAACUGGUACGAAAUGAACCUCCACCAUCCUCUAGUAGAGAGCCCGCGGUAUCACCGCAAAAGGCUCCCGAGCCUGUUAAAGCUCCGCAAGAUGAACGAAAAGGAAGUAAUGUGUCACAGUACGAUCCUUCCCAAUUUGCGCCGGUUCCUCACGAGCCUUAUCCUAUGGAUGGAAUGACAAUGCUUUGCCGUACGGAUGGAUUGAACUCGGCAACGAGUUCGAACAUGUCAGCACGGCCAUCAAGUCGCGAAGAUGAAAAUAGUGAUUACUCGGAUCCGACAUCCUUCUCUAGUCAAGAACCACCAAGUGGCAAAAUAUCGCCUACGAAGCAGGAGCCCGUGUCCGCACCGGCACCGGCACCGGCGCCAGCCCCAGUAACAGCGCCAGCCCCGACACCAGCAGCAACGUCAUCUGCACUGGUUGAAAAGCGCAUGAUUAAGAAGAAGAGUGGCUUCUUCCAGAACCAUAGUCCUUUCCGCAGAAAGAGCAUCAAGGAUGUACGACCGCAAAUGUCAAAUAGGAAUACAUGGGGUCCCGUGUCCACUCAGAGUCAGAGCUCUUCUCAGCAAAGCACGCCCAUCGCCCGCCGUGCUCAGGCUUUCCAACAACCACAAUCACAACCUCAGUCUCAGCCUCAGCCUCAGCCUCAGCCUCAGACCCAGAGUGUACUUCCAGAUAGGAUAGAAAAGACAGUGAGUCCGGAACCCAUCGAAGCCAAUGCCAGCUUAGCUUUGAACAUUGGACAAAACGUAUUCGCUGUAGCGAAUACCGACAAGCGCAAGAAGGCUGCCGACGAUGAUGCGCCUCCCAGGGAAGAACAGGAUCCCAUUGCUCUGGCCUUGGCGGAACUAAAGGGUGUCACGGGCAGUAAACAGUCUGCAGGCCGGAUAUCGGCGGACCAUUACCACGGGAUUGCUACGCCUGCUCCGGACCGAGCGCCCGAUAGGUCUCAGCCUAUGCCUCGGCCUGUGCCUGCGCCAAGGGCAAGCACUGAUAUAUCCGCUGCUACAAGAGGUACACCGCCGCCAUCGUACGAUCAGCAAGUACCGGUACAGAGGCUAGGAGUCCCCCCUCCCGCUGUCACAUCCAAGGCAAUGCAAGAAUCGUCGAGGAAAUAUGUAGAGCAAACCAGAGACAUGUUUGGCGCAAAGCGUCCCCAGUCCUCAGCGUACGGUAGCGCACAAUCUUACAGUGCUAGUCCCUCUCGGCCCGCGACCCGAGGUAAUGAUAGCUCUCGCGAAGUUCCUCGUGCUACAUCACCGGCAGCACCUAUCCGCGCUGCGUCCCCGCAACCACCGCCGCAAGCGCAACCACAACCUAUCAGAGUGCAGACAGACACUCGUAGGAGUGACACCCACCGAAGCGAAGCCCGCCGCAGUGAUACCCGUCAAAGCCACCGUUCGGUGUCGCCAAAUCCCUACACCGCCAGCCAGCAGCGGAACUCGCCAGGGGCAGCAUCGCCUAGCUCUUAUGGCGGUAGUAGGAUGCAGAGCUCACCCCAAGCGGCUUCACCCACUACGUAUGGUGGAAGUCAAAUGCGACAUUCACCACAAGCCAGCAUGUCGGUAAAGCGCGACGCGAACCAAAGCUACUUCAGACAUAAUUCACCCAGCAGCUCGAUCCGGGCACCGUCCCCGUCCCCUUACCGAGGCGACUACAGCCGACCCACCAGCCGAGCUAGCGAGAUGGCCAUGCAGCUGGCACCAGUAGGAAAUGACGGAUCCGUGUACGGAUCUACACGUGGACGAGGAAGCAACGGCAGACCGGAAACUAGUUCGAGUUCGCGGGCCAUGACCUUCUAUGACGGUCGAGACCCUGUUGCGGAGAGUUCGAGACAGCGAAGUCAGAGUGUGGUGGACCCGAGUCGUCAGUACACACCAGAUGGCCGUGCCAUCUUACACUAUGCUCGCGCCUUAUAUAUGUACCAAGCGGCAAUCCCAGAGGAGCUUGGAUUUGCCAAAGGCGAUACUCUAGCUGUCCUACGACAUCAAGAUGAUGGAUGGUGGGAGGCUGAGAUCCAUUCAGGACAAGGCGUUGGUAGAGGAGGAUUGGUGCCUAGCAACUAUUUACAAGCUUGUUAGGAGACCAAAGACCUCUCUUCCUCCUAAAGGGGACAUGAAGGUACGAAGGGGCAGGUGUUCCUUUUGUUUGGGUUUGUUCCUGUAAUGAGACAAAGACUGAUGCGGCUCAUGAAAGCUACGUCUAAAGGUUUCGGGGUGAGAUAAUGGGGGGUAUGGGCGUGGAUGGGGAUGGAAGUGACAUGAGGAUAUGGCCGAUACGAUGUGAUGUAAAGUGAUGUGAUGUGGAUAGGGGAAACGAUACGCACAUAUGAUGAGCUGGCAGGCUGGCGACAGGCAGAGGUGGGCCGGUGGUAUCUUUGCUUCAGUUUCUUCUUCAACUCUUUUGCCGUUUUUUGUCCAUAUAGCAGGCAUUGUCAAUGGUUUUGGGUCCAGGAAAGCAUACUGGCCUAUAUUUUGCAUUUUGCAUUUUCCUUGCACCUCUAUUUUCUUCUUCUCUUUACUCAUUGCCUGAUGCCUGGUAGGCAAGGGUUGUUCAUUAUUGUCCAAAAAUUAGGAGUUAAUACCAAAUUGCUUUCAACAUGAAUCGUUUGUAAGUGUAGCUUGCAAAUAGUCGGUACCUAGUAGGGUCGUGAUAUAAGUAAAAGUAAAGUGAACUUGAAGACUGAACCGAAAGAUCAUUGAUAUCAUGAAGCAUUGAAUGAAUAUUCAUUCAAGAUCAAAAAAGUUGAAAAAGUUAAAAAAUGUGUGAUUUAGAUGACUUGGCUCAUAUAUCAUCAAUUGAUGCUUG
Messenger RNA from Hypoxylon fragiforme, 4683 nucleotides. RefSeq lists its product as uncharacterized. The transcript has 2 exons. Gene Ontology annotation, biological process: cytoskeleton organization. Gene Ontology annotation, molecular function: phospholipid binding; protein binding. Lineage: Eukaryota; Fungi; Ascomycota; Sordariomycetes; Xylariales; Hypoxylaceae. Bases 528 to 3956 code for a protein of 1142 amino acids. The record is from RefSeq and is a predicted model, not a curated record. Gene Ontology annotation, cellular component: cytoplasm; cell division site; cytoplasmic side of plasma membrane.